Molecule: messenger RNA, 1771 nt
Organism: Gamsiella multidivaricata
Lineage: Eukaryota; Fungi; Mortierellomycota; Mortierellomycetes; Mortierellales; Mortierellaceae
Exons: 4
Coding region: 59-1573 (504 amino acids)
Molecular function (GO): 5'-flap endonuclease activity
Source: RefSeq, a predicted model, not a curated record
CACUCCUUUCCUCAUCCACUCCCUUAUCAGCCCUCAAGCAUUGUCGCAUAUUCUCAACAUGGGAGUCACUGGGCUACCCAAAGCUAUAAAAGACACCAAAGGAACGCUAGCUUAUGAUCUGCAGAACAAGAAAGUUCAUGUCGAUGUCUCAAGUCUGUACUUCGGAUUCUUGCAAACAAGGACCUUCAAAGCGACGUUUAACAGAGUCGCCAAGGAAGCGAGAGCUGAGGCAAGGGCUACGACAACUACCAGCGCAUCAGCGGCUUCUAUCCUAACAGCAACGGCGACUUUUCUCGCAGUUCCCACAGCCCCCGCAGCCCCCGCAGCCCCCACAGCCCUCGCAGUCUCCACAGCCUCAGCAGCGCAAGGCGCGCUUUCUGCUGCAGACGCCAGCACUAGCAGGAGAAGCGGCAUCAAGAAGCGCGCCCUGAGUUUCUCCGAGGCUCCAUCCAAGCGAGGAAAGGCUUGCUCUAGCUAUGCGAGCGAGGUACAGGCUGCCGGAGUGCAACAUCCUGCACUGUUCAUUGGCCCUAAUGGACGAUUGACACCAGACCGACCUGGAACAACAGAGCAGUCACAGAACUACGAUUACAUAGCGCAUGAUCUCAACAAAAUCAUGUCAAAGCACUUUAGCAAAUCGACAACAGUUUUACACUUUGACGGAAAGGCCUCGAUACAAAAGUCUCAAGAGCGACAAGAUCGGGCCAUAUCCCUCAGCAACCGGAUCAAGACUCUGGAGGUGCGAGUUGACAAUGCCAUAGGAGAAAACAGCGACUCUUUGGCCCCCCUGUAUAAGCAAUAUCGAAACGCGUACAAGACAUCCAAGGCAGCGCUGGCAGACAUAAGAAAUGGGCUGGAGAUCUUGGAGUGGCACACCUGCGAAUGUCCCUUCCAAGCAGACACGUAUAUUGCCGAGUUGUAUCAAGCUGAUAACAACAAAGACGACCUCGCAAUCAUUACCGCCGACAGUGAUAUGAUGGUAUAUCAAGGUGUUAGAGAAAUCACUGUACCCGUCGGAAAGUACCGAGAGCUUACCACGUACAAGAAGGCUGACCUGCUCGAGUCUCUGGACCUCGCCUGCGACCGUGAGCUGUUGCUGGCAUCAAUCGUUACUAAGGACGACUACUCCAAGGCACUCCCGUGGCACGGCUUCCAAAGAAACACCAAGAUCAUCCGAGAGACGAGGACCGAGACCGGAGCAGGCGAUGAAUCAACAAUGGACGCGCCAGGAUCCAAGACGACUGAAGCUGAGAUUAUCAAGGAGCUGAUCCAAGAGUAUUUGCAACGGGUGAGAGGAGGACAAAAAAAGGGUGUGGAUGACUACACCCACGCCAUUUCGGCUUUCGUUCAAGUGCGUGAGGACUACCUUGACUCCGCUACGCCAUCGUGCACGACCCACGAGAGAAUACCGGGCAUACUCCAGAAGCUCGAGAAGUGCAAACUGCAAAGGAGAAAUAUGACUCGAGCCUUGCGGACAAAUCCUCCAGCCGAUACACUCACCAGCGACACUUCUGCAGGCUUGGCGUUUUCUUCCCUGUCCAGCACAGCCUGCAGACGCCUGGACAGCAGAUGAUUCUUCAGACCCGACGCCGUCGCCGCAGACACGAGAAAGGGAACGCCCAGCAACGGAGAAAGCGACGCCCCAAAGGCAAAACAAGACGUAAAAAAGCCCGGGAGGCAAAAUGGAGACGAAGCAGUACAAGAGCAGGAACGGCUCGUUAUUCCCCUCGUGUUGUCGUGGACGUCAGCCAGUCAUGCCCGGUUGACAAGG